GAUUUCUUUGUUGAAAAAAGCUACCAUAUGAAUGAUAGUCGUAUGAAAAAGAAUUAUCUGGCAUACCUUUGGACACUAGUUUAACACUGGCAAGAUGCAUUUCUAACUUUGUACUGGCAGUAACGUUUGUUUGCUGUCAGAACCAUCCGUCUGAAGACAGUUGUUUUAUUUUGAAAGAAAAGACAAUUCACAACAUGGGUCUACCGAUCCUCUUCUUCUGCUAGCUUAAACUGGACCGGUUUAUGUUGUUAUAGUGCUAAUUUAGCUAUUUGAAUUACAAUUUUUUUUUUAACAUAUUACAUUUUUUCAUGGCUGCUGCUUUUUCCGUGUAUGCCGUGGAUGUCAGAUAGCUAACGUUAGCCUAAUUACAAAGGCGUCUUGGAGGCUUGAUGCUGUCCAUUCCUGCCCUGCCCUGUGCCAAGCAUUAGCAUGGAAGAAGAAACCCUUGAGGCAGCCAUUAGUACCUAUGGUGCCCAGUUGCAGCAGGUGGAGACAGCCCUGUCAGCUGGCCUGGACCCAUCCCAGCAGUCAGACCUGCUCAAAUUGAAAGAGGACCUUUGUCAGCUGAUAGAGCUCACAGAGUCUAGCCUGGUGUCUGUCAAAAAGAGUCGGCUUCUGGCCAGCCUCGAAGACCGUUAUGGACUGCAGGCAAACGCCUCAGAGGCAGCAGCUGACACAAACGGUGCAAACAACAGUUUGAACAAUGAGUUUGCUGCUUUCUACUCUGAACUCGGGGAGUCGUCAGGUAGUAGCUCUGAUACUAGAGAGAGGGACAAUGAGGAGGAAGGUGGAAUAGAGAAUGGUGAAGAGGAGGAGGCAGAGGAAGAAGAAGAUGCACUCAGUGGUACCAAAGUAAGAGCACCCUACAGGACAACAUGGGGGACACUGGAGUAUCACAAUGCCAUGGUGGUCGGGGCAGAACCACCAGAUGGAGAAGAGACACAAGUUAGAGUGUUCUAUGUCUACCCCACCCAGAAGUCUAUGAAACCCUGUCCAUUCUACCUUGAGGACAAAUGUCGCUUCCCUGAUAAUUGCAGGUUUUCCCAUGGUGAAGUGGUGUAUGUGUCGGAACUCAGAGAGUUCCUUGAGUUUGACCUCAGUAGUCUUGAAGAAGGCUCGUCCUGUUUGGCUCGACAUGAGGACGGCAUCUGGUACCCAGCCAAAAUUAAAGAAAUUGACAGUGGUUUCUACACUGUGAAGUUUGACUCAGCGCUGCUGAAAGAUGUUGUGGUCGAGGCCGACUGCAUUAUCCCGCCUUUGAGAGCAGAUGACCCGCUCUCCUCUGACUCUGACCUGGACGACAGUGGAGAUGGAGAUGAUGCGGCUUAUGCAAAAGUUAUGGACUCUGCUGUAGAAUACACAGAAUCGUCAAACAGGGCAAAUUUUGGUGGCUGGGAGGCACAUACCAGAGGCAUCGGAUCCAAGCUUAUGCUCAAAAUGGGCUAUGAAUAUGGGAAAGGUUUAGGAAAGAUGCAGGAGGGACGAGUGGAGCCAGUCAUGGCAGUGGUCCUACCCAAACGAAAGUCUCUGGACGAAUGUGCCGAGCUCACACAGAGACGCACCCAGAGCAAGGCGGCUAAAGAUGGUACACAAACAGGCCGCCCAAAGAGACGCAGAAAGCCUCGGGGCGCCACCGGAGGGCGCCGUAACGUCUUUGACUUUCUCAACCACAAGCUAGGAGGGAAGAGCAGCGAUCCUGCUGAGGGGGGUGCUGCGGCACCCUCAGCAGCGUCGGGGGUGGAGGCCUACAGGGGAGGAACAAGCACCAAGAGGACUCUAAAUGUGAAGCUGUUCCAGGCGUCUGAGAGGGUGUCGCAGACUGAGAGGGAGAUCCAGAAACUGACUGAGUCACUCGGCAGACAGACAGGCAGCUCCAGGGUGAAGCAGCUGGAAGAGAAGCUGUCAGCGGCCCGCAAGCUGCUGGCCCAGCAGAAGGCCCAGGAGCUGUCCAUCCAGAGAGAAAACAGGAAGGCUGACACACACAAGAAGAUGACUGAGUUUUAAGCUCAAUUCUCUCAAAGACUUGGGGGAUGAAUGGAAGCACUGCUUGCCUGAAAUGAACUUUUGUCCUUUUGUCUGUUGUCAGUUAUUUGCAACCCUGUUUAAUUUUUAAAGCAUUAUUUCUCAACGGCAUCAUGGAUUCGAGCUGGCGGUGGUGCCCAUUUUAUGGAGAAUGCAGCAUUUGCUGAAGAUUCUCUGCUUCUCAUUUUAUUUUUAAGGACUGAGCAGAUCUUUUUGUUUGAACAGUUGUUUCGCUUCAAAUUGUACAGUUCACAAUAAUGUUACAAACUAAAUUCGAUUUGUGAUGAACA
Messenger RNA from Perca flavescens (yellow perch), 2312 nucleotides. RefSeq names its product zinc finger, CCCH-type with G patch domain (gene zgpat). Gene Ontology annotation, molecular function: metal ion binding; DNA-binding transcription repressor activity, RNA polymerase II-specific; RNA polymerase II cis-regulatory region sequence-specific DNA binding. Gene Ontology annotation, biological process: negative regulation of transcription by RNA polymerase II. Gene Ontology annotation, cellular component: nucleus. The coding region runs from base 430 to 2004 and encodes 524 amino acids. The record is from RefSeq and is a predicted model, not a curated record. NCBI's taxonomy places the organism in Eukaryota, Metazoa, Chordata, Actinopteri, Perciformes, Percidae. The transcript is spliced from 7 exons.